AUGCGGGAAAAGUUUGCUGUUUUGGAAGACCGGGAUAUGAUGACAGCUUUGGACCGGGAUAGACACGCAGCUGACUGCUUUGGGAGAGCGAUUGGCGUAGGGCACAGUCGCGUUACUCUGAAGUUGAUGGACGUUGAAACAAAGAUGUGUCAAAAACAAGAGGGUAUGCGUUUCUGUCAGACGUUUGCCGCAUGCGCUUGGGCCAGCGUUUCACGAGCGCGAUCGAGUGCCAAAUGCGGCGUGUUUUACAGCGGGAAGGCAAUCGCUAUACAAGUUGCAGGCGUUCGCAUAAGCGAUGCGAGAUGGUGGUUCGGAUUUGUCCCGCCGUCCCAUUAUGAAAGCAUGCGAGGCCAGGAUGGAGGCAGGGAUGCGGAAAGCAAACAGGCCACGCAUGCUGGACACGUCGAGUUUGAUGCGGCAGAAGAGGAACAUGGCGACGAUACGCUUUUCAUGUUUGCGACAUAUAGCGACGGCGGCAGGGAAGAGGUGGCAGAAGCGUGGACGGAAGCGGAGCGGUGCUUGUCAGUGGCAUUCUGGCAUAGCGUGCGCCCGCGGUGGACGAGUACCGACAUUAGCGACGAUGCGAUCAAACUUGCGGCUUGCGGUGCCAGAAGCCAGCUCCACGGGACGAUGGGCCGGCUGGGAUGGGGCUGGGUUGGGUUGGGCAGGGAAGGCAAGGAAGGCUAUGAAGCACUCCUUUCACCACCUGAGUCACGAUGGGCAGCGCAGCCUGGAAGCGCUCAAAUAAUCAUCGUGAUGGUCGGUGCAGGCGGACGGCUCGCUGGCCAGACCUUCCCACUCCAGCGUCUCCCCGUCUGCCGGAAAUGGCUAGCGAUGCUCCAGGAGUAUGGGACGAUCGAUUAUACUUCGGGCAUUCGCUCCGCGCCCCGCUAG
Molecule: messenger RNA, 894 nt
Organism: Pseudocercospora fijiensis CIRAD86
Lineage: Eukaryota; Fungi; Ascomycota; Dothideomycetes; Mycosphaerellales; Mycosphaerellaceae
Exons: 4
Coding region: 1-894 (297 amino acids)
Source: RefSeq, a predicted model, not a curated record